This is a messenger RNA of Anoplophora glabripennis (Asian longhorned beetle), 1283 nucleotides long. Its product is annotated as nuclear speckle splicing regulatory protein 1. Lineage: Eukaryota; Metazoa; Arthropoda; Insecta; Coleoptera; Cerambycidae. The transcript has 3 exons. The record is from RefSeq and is a predicted model, not a curated record. Gene Ontology annotation, biological process: regulation of alternative mRNA splicing, via spliceosome. Bases 74 to 1207 code for a protein of 377 amino acids.
ACCCUAAACUUUUUGGUAUUGUGAUUUAUAAAACGUACACUAUACGAAAUUAAUUAAAGAAAUUACUUCAAGAAUGUCCAAACAGUAUGGUCUGAUUCUGCCGAACAAAAACAAGGGCCACCAAAUAGCCCCAGUCACAUCAAAUAAACCUUCGAUCUUCAACGACGAUUCGGAUUCUGACACACCAGGGCUAAAGCCUACUGGUGUUACAAAGACUGUUAAGAAACAAGACAAGUUGAAUCAGAACAAGGCAGUCGAAGAAGACCCCACGGUUUACCAGUACGAUGAAAUUUACGAUGAAAUGGACCAAAAAAGGAAAGAAUCGAAAUUGUCUCGAAAAGAUCUAGAUAAGAAACCUAAGUAUAUUAGUCGACUCCUAGCAGCAGCCGAUAAAAGAAAACGAGAGAAUGAACGGCGAAUAGAGAGGCAAGUGCAAAAGGAACGGGAGGAAGAAGGUGAACAAUUCAAAGACAAAGAAUCAUUCGUUACGUCGGCAUACAAAAAGAAGCUGGAAGAGAUGCGCGAGCAGGAGGAACUAGAAAAACGGGAAGAAUACCUUGAAAGUAUAGGAGAUGUUCGAAAGCAAGGAAAUCUAGAUGGUUUUUAUAGGCACUUAUACGAUCAGAAAGUAAAUUAUGAAGACAGAACAAAUGAAACUGUAGUGAAAAAAGAGGUUAAGGAUGAACCUAAAAGUGGUAGUGACAGUGAUAAGGAAGAAGGAAGUCCUAAAAGAAGGAGAUCAUCUGGAAGCCAAUCCGAUUCUGAGAGUAAAAUAAAACCCAAGAAAACGGCCAAGAAACGCAAAUAUAGAACACGAAGGGACUCGGCCGACGAUAAAAGUGAUGAGGAAGUGGAAGUGAAGAAAGAACAUUUACCGUCAAAUUUGGAUGCUGACUCAGACUUCAGCAUAGACUCCUCAGAUAGUGAAGAUGAAAAGAAAGAAGAUAAAUCGAAGGAAGACGAUAGUACUGUAAAAGAUACAACCGAACAAAAAGAAAAUGGAGAAGAUCCCCCCGCCACAGAUGAUGUUAAGGUUGAAGCUAAGGAUGUCGAUGGUGAGAAAGAAGAAACAGAAGAGAAGGCGGUGGAGGUAAAACCGAAAAAGCCAAAAGUUGAUAUUUGGAAAAAGCGGACAGUCGGCGAAAAGUUUGAUGAGGCCGUGAAAAGGUAUUUUGAAAGAAAAGCGGCAAGAGAAACAGGAUUGUGAAUGUUAAAAUUUUAUAUUGAUAAUUUUUUUUUGUUCUACUGGCAGAUAAAAAAAUAUUAAAUGUACAGAGCCUUGU